Molecule: messenger RNA, 1257 nt
Organism: Erpetoichthys calabaricus (reedfish)
Lineage: Eukaryota; Metazoa; Chordata; Cladistia; Polypteriformes; Polypteridae
Exons: 6
Coding region: 146-1003 (285 amino acids)
Source: RefSeq, a predicted model, not a curated record
UGACUUUUCUAAAGCGUCUCUUACUUGCUAUAUUGGAGUACCCAAUUUGCACAGGAGUCAGGUUUCAUCUUUCUGCCGCCCUGAUAUCCGUGUCUUCUUGUUUCUUUCAAAGGGACACUGGUCGAAGAAUCGAUCCGGAGUGAAUAUGGAGACAAGGAAGCUCUUUUAUAUUUAUGUGCUUGCGUGCAUCUCAGUUUUUACUUUAUGCAAUUCAGAAUCCUCAGAAAAUAUAACUUCUGAACUUUCUAUGGAAUCUACUUGGACAACUGCAGCUACGAUGGUGAUAAGGCAAUCCAAAACGGAGGCUACUUUAAACACUCAAGAACAGUUCAGCGUGACAUCGGCGGAGUCUGAUGCCCUGCAGAGAGGUGGCACUUCACCCACUACAGAUGCCCAUGUCCCUGUAAUCUUUCAUUUACAAGAAGAAAGUAAUAAGAUGAAUGAGGAAAUCAGUGAAGAAUCCAACAGCUUUAAUGAAAUUAUAACACCAGAAGAAUCUCCUUUGGAUGGAUACCAAGAAACUUCUGAGCCUCCUCUAGUGAAUUUUGUGAACAGAAUGGCGGCAGCAGGCUUGGAUGCUUCUAAUUCAACCAGCGAUCUAAAGAUCGUCACAGCUUCACAAAGUCCAUUGAAUGCCACAGAAAAGUUUGCCUAUGGAAUGGAUACGUGGAAGGCAGGACUCAUUUCUAUGGCGGUGCUGUUAGCUGUUGGCACGUUUGCUAUGGCUGCCUACUGUUUGAAGAGCAAGAAAAAAAACAGCAAAAGAUUAAUAGCAGUUCAAGUCUGCGAAGACAGUGAGGCUGGUGAGACGAUGCAUGAAGAAUCCAAUGAAAACACAGUUACUGGCCGUGACUUGGCAGAUAAUCGGGUUACUGACGGUGAAAGUCCAGUGCAGCAUCAGUCUAAUGGAACUGAAGUGUCUGAACAGACCGCAGAGAGACACCUUGUCAGAGCUGGCGAUGUGAACAACCUCUCAAACAGCCUCAAAUCCAGUGGAGUUUAGAAAAGCAAAUGAGUUUUUAAUCGAGAUGCAUAUUUAGCAUGCACAUGAGAGAUAUCAUACCUAAUGGAAUGUUUCAUACAAUUAUUCGUGCAUUGAUCUUGUCCAGCAGCUUUAAUUUUAGAAGAAUCACUAAAUGCACCUUAAGCUGUAGCCAUUUUAAACAAAUGAGCACAAUACAACAUGUAGGCAUUUGAAAUCCAAAAAAGUCAUAGCCAAAUCUGCUUUUGUUUUAUUGUAAAUCAAAUCUAUUUUAU